UCGUAAGAGAUGGGUCGGCUCUAAAUAUGGAGGUAAUUACGUCACUCUACAAGGCGUGGUUGUCGAACUGGUUGUGCAGGUUUGUGGAGGGGGUUCCCCUCCGACGAACCACACCCCCACAUCUGCAGUCUUCCUACUGCGAUCGAGCCGCUAGCGAGCCUCUAGCAGCAAGCCAGAUAUGGCUACUGGAGGCGGGGAAAAGGUCUGGACGUGGAAGAAACCACUCCCUCCAAGUAAAGCCACACUCAGGAAGGUCUUUGAGAACACCAGUGACCUCAGUGUCCUCUGCAGCUGGCUCUCCAUCCCUGAUGAUAAGAGAGAUGUUGACAGUGCAGUAGAGUACUAUGUACAGAGUACAGAUCCAAUGAAAAUGAGAAAGAUGAUAUUCAUCUGGACUGAUUGGAGACACAGCUCUAGCAGACUCAUUGAUGGAGUAUGCAGAGCCCCCAGCAGGUAUGGCUACAAUAGAGAACACAACACAGCCAGUCAAUUGUAUACCUCUGGCUAUAUUGAAACCCACCACAGCAUGAGCUGUGUGUACAUCAUGUUGACAUGUGGAAGACUAGAUUUUGUGAAACUGUCUUGAAGUAGCCUUCUUCCCUGACUCUCCCUCUGCAUUAUAAUAGGUUUUGCUGGAAACAAAAAGCACUGAAGUAUAAUAAAUUAUUAUAAUACAAAAUCCUUAAUGAAAAGGCACCCUCGGUGCAAGGAUCGUGCAUGCAGCGUUGAUAUGCACUUUACACAUGCUCUUAACAUGAUUAAUGUUUGGGAAUAGUCAAUUGAUGACAGUGGCUGGUCCUCUCCUCAGAUCCAUCCCUCAAUCCACACCUCCUCAUACCAGUCUUUACUGCCAUAUCUGGAGACUGGGGGAAGAUUAUCUGGCUACACUACAGUACCAGAUGCCAGGGCUGCUCUCUUCCGUGAGAAGUUCAGUGAUCGUGAUCAAGUCACUGCUGAGGCUGGGAAGUACUACGCUCUCUAUCAUCAUGAUCCCAGCUGGAAAGACUUAUCCC
This is a messenger RNA of Geodia barretti, 1013 nucleotides long. The record is from the annotation of a GenBank genome assembly. NCBI's taxonomy places the organism in Eukaryota, Metazoa, Porifera, Demospongiae, Tetractinellida, Geodiidae.